UCUCACUGCCCCUCCCCCUGCCCUCGGGGCUCUUGCGGUCCUCCCCACAGACCAUCUCUCACCACCAUGGAGUUGGACCUGGCCGCAGCCCUCGACUCCAAGGAGCCCCAAGGGACAGGCCAGGUGGGAGACCACAAACACAGCCCCCCCAAAGUUCCGGGCGCGUCAGAGGCGGGGGCGGCUGAUAAACCGAGGGGCGGCGGUCACCGCAGCUCCUCGGACUCCAGCAGCGACAGCUCCAGCGACUCGGACAUGGAAGCAAAGCCUCCAGCUGCCGCCUCCGAAGGGCACAAGAGCACGCCGGCCAAGGUCAAGAAGCCGAAGGCGAAAAAGAAGGAGAAGAAAGGGAAGGCGAAGAAGGAGUUUCCUCACUGACGGGCCCGGCCGAGUCUCAUUAAACCUUCUUUCGACUCUC
Molecule: messenger RNA, 415 nt
Organism: Callorhinus ursinus (northern fur seal)
Lineage: Eukaryota; Metazoa; Chordata; Mammalia; Carnivora; Otariidae
Gene: CUNH19orf33
Product: chromosome unknown C19orf33 homolog
Cellular component (GO): nucleus
Source: RefSeq, a predicted model, not a curated record